Histoplasma mississippiense is the source of this 1059-nucleotide messenger RNA. Its product is annotated as mitochondrial import receptor subunit tom-40. The transcript is spliced from 3 exons. Bases 1 to 1059 code for a protein of 352 amino acids. Gene Ontology annotation, molecular function: transmembrane protein transporter activity. The record is from RefSeq and is a predicted model, not a curated record. Lineage: Eukaryota; Fungi; Ascomycota; Eurotiomycetes; Onygenales; Ajellomycetaceae. Gene Ontology annotation, cellular component: mitochondrial outer membrane translocase complex; mitochondrial outer membrane. Gene Ontology annotation, biological process: protein import into mitochondrial matrix.
AUGUCCGAUGCCCUUGCUUUUCUCUCGGACAAUCCUGUGACUGCCGCCCUCAAAGAUGCAUAUAGCUCAUUCUCCGCCCGGAGGCAAGCAUUAGGCUUGCCCAAUCCAGGAACCGUAGAAAAUGUCGCCAGAGAAGUUCAGAAGGAUGUCCUCCUAACCAACUUUAUGUUCACAGGCCUCCGCGCCGACCUGACAAAAGUCUUUGGCAUGUCUCCUCUCUUCCGCGUUUCCCACGCCUUCACAAUGGGUUCGCAGCAAGGAACCCUUCCUCCAUAUACUUUUUCUUCUAUGUUUGGAUCCCCUAAGGUCUUGUUGCAAGGAAACCUCGGCAAUGAUGGAGCUCUUGCUGCCGUAGCCAACUACAGAUGGAAUUCCGCAUGGGUUACAAAAACGAACACGCAGAUAAUGUCAGGAAGUACGCAAGGCUUGAUACAAAUCGAUAACGACUACACCGGCUCAGACUUCUCCGCUUCCCUUAAAGCCUUCAACCCAUCGUACCUAGAAGGCGGACUAACCGGAAUAUUUGUCGGAAGCUAUCUCCAAUCUGUCACACCAAACCUGGCAUUGGGACUCGAAGCAAUAUGGCAGCGACACGGCCUUGGCGUCUCGCCGGAAACCGCCGUGUCCUAUUGUGCUAAGUACAAGGGCGAUGAUUGGAUUGCCAGUGCCCAGCUUCAAGCUCAGGGCACUAUCAGUGCCUCGUACUGGAAGAAGUUGUCUGAAAAGGUCGAGACUGGUGUUGAUAUGACCCUGAACUUCGCCCCCAAUCCCUCGGGACUCAUGGGUGACACCCGCAAGGAGGGCACCGCGACCGUCGGUGCCAAAUACGAAUUCAGAGCAUCCACCUUCCGAGCUCAGGUUGAUAGUUCUGGCAAGCUGAGUUGCCUCUUGGAAAAGCGCGUCGCAAUGCCUAUCUCUCUCACUUUUGCCGGAGAGAUUGAUCAAGUCAAGCAACAAGCCAAGCUUGGCCUCGCCGUCUCCUUCGAAAUGGCCUCGGAAGAGCUGACGGAACAGCAAGAAUCCGGAGAGAUGCCCAAUGUUCCCUCUCCGCCAUUCUAA